Molecule: messenger RNA, 1703 nt
Organism: Suillus clintonianus
Lineage: Eukaryota; Fungi; Basidiomycota; Agaricomycetes; Boletales; Suillaceae
Exons: 4
Coding region: 49-1392 (447 amino acids)
Cellular component (GO): mitochondrion
Source: RefSeq, a predicted model, not a curated record
GCGUCGAAGACGUCAAAUGGGCUCACCAUUGCUCUGGAUGGUGUACAGAUGAUUCAGAUAUCGUUUGAACGCACCUCCUUGCCUCUUGGGCCACACACCAUGAUGGCGUAUUUUCCUCAUGGACGCAAAAUGCUAACAACGCAGGCUGUGAUAGGCAUGAUGACCGCUGUCAGAAGUUCGUCCUCGAGGAUCGAGGUGCCCAAAAUCUAUGGGUACAGGGACCUCCUACCCAAUGACAUUGGAGCUGAGGUAGUCCUCAUGGAAAAGAUACCUGGGGAGAAUCUUCAGGAUGUGUGGCCCACCCUUACGCCCGACGAGGAGCUCAAAGUCUGUAGCAAGCUGACCGACCUGCUGUUGAAGUUGUUCAACAACCGCGGAAGCUUGAUUUGCACCGACCUUCUUGGCACAGAAGUCAACACAUGCGUGUCCAGUGUACUCCUACAGGAAGGGCAGGAACGCCAACGACCUCUCGGAGUCGGGCCGUUGCUUUUAUCACGCCCGUUUAACGAGCGACCGCUGGAUACAAUGAGCCCACAAGGUGCACUAUCCACUAACGCUGACUACCUAACAGCACUGUACUGGCGCGUUAGACGCCUUACCAGUAGCAACGAGGAGAUCAUGGCUCAAGCCCGCGACACAGGAUUUGCGGACAAUCCGCUACUAACAAUAGAAGACAUGGAGCAAACCAGAGAAACCUUCAGACGGCUGGCCAGUUUGAUACAAUACCAUAUCGGAGGAUUCUAUAUCCCAGGAACGCUCUCUCGCGCAGCGAGGGAAGAGGCCUAUUCGAUUCUGCAACACAGGAAAUUUGGCAUCUGUCACGGUGACAUGCAGAUGUAUCGUUUCCUCGUCCGGUUCCUGCCCGAUAAAGACGGGAAUUUUCGCACUCCCGACUCAGACGUCGAGCUCGUGCUUUGCACGGGGUGGGAACACUCAUUCCGUGCGCCACUUUGGUCAUGCGCACGAAUGCCACUCUGGCUCAUCAGCCGGCCGAUCUUGAACGAGCCCAUUUCCUGGGGUCGCCAGGGACAAUUGCGUAGUGCCAUCUACAACAUGAUGAAUGAACCCAGUAGAAUCGAGAGUGCCCGGGAGUGGAUCAUUUCGCACGUAUACGGACGUACCGAGCGGUGGUUCGAGGGAUGCAUCAGCGCGCAUUGGAUGUACGGUCGGAAUAUUGAAGCGAAUUUGGUAGACCUCAAGAUGUAUUGGGAAUUUUGGCGUCCGGACAUCGAGUUUCCAUUCGAGGUGGGAGUGGAGUACACCCGGCCACCGCAGGCUCUAUCCCUUCAGUCGGCAGACGAACCCGUUACCGCACCUGUUACCGGGGAACUGGUUAUUCCCCUCCUUUCUGCAAGCCCUCUUGGAAUUUUGCUUGGAAUGGAUAGAUCUUGAAACGCCUGUGAUCUCGAAGCUGGCAUUCAUAUGUCUCCUGUUAAAUUGUAUCGUGUACGAAGGUCAAUGGUUUGUAUUAUGUCGGAUAUCUCCUCACAGCAUAUUUUGCCCACUCCAGUAAAGAUGAUUUUGCACGCAGGCGAGCAAGUACUGGUGCCUUGGUUAGAGAUAGUUGAAGAGAUAGACAAGAUCAAUACAUUAAAAGUUCGAGGCCCUGUACUGUGUACUAGUACUAGUAGUAGUGACAGUAGAGGCACGAGGCGCGACACAUGCAGACCCCAGGAACUCUGUACAAGUAAUUUCCACGUAAC